This is a messenger RNA of Trachemys scripta elegans, 945 nucleotides long. RefSeq lists its product as uncharacterized. Lineage: Eukaryota; Metazoa; Chordata; Testudines; Emydidae. Bases 1 to 642 code for a protein of 213 amino acids. The record is from RefSeq and is a predicted model, not a curated record. The transcript has 3 exons.
AUGAAGCAUCCUACCCCUCGGGCUCUUCAGUGGGGCUGGGACAGCGCGUUUACACAGGGUCAGAGCAGGGCUGAUAUUUCUCGCCGUCAGGAAGAAGCAUUCAAGUACUCGAUUGGUUUUGUAGGAGAACCCAAAGCAACCCCAGUAGGGAAACAGACUCACCGCCACCUCCUUCCCCCAGCCCAGGGGAGCUCCGGCGGGUCACUCGGGGGCCGCCUCGCAGCGGGUUCACGGCCUGAAACCGAGACAGUCGCUCCCAGCCCCACACGGGGCAAACCCCAACUCGCCGCAAUAGCCACCGCCGCCCACGUUCCGGAGACGGCAGGGCGAGCAGACGCUGCUCCUCCAGCACUCGCAGGGAGGCGGAUCUCCUGGCUCCGCAGAGCGAGCAGCCGGGAACCCCAGCGCUGGCCGAGGCGAGGGGACGAUCCGGCCCGGCCCGGCCCCCGGGAGAGGCAGAUGCGGAAACUGAGGAACCCAGUGGUGCAGUUACUUGCCCAAGAACACGCAGCAAGCCAGUGGCAGAGCCAGGAAGAGAAGACAAUACACUUGAGUCUCAUUCCAGGGCCCUAUCCACUGUAUCAUAUCCUAAGAUUUAAAAUCUGCAUUAAUGUUCUUGAAGACGGAAUAAACAGUACAUGAACUACAUUCACAGAGGCUCCUUGUGACAGAGUGCUGGUUACGAAACCCUGGGCCAGACCUCUGUCACACCAGCUCCAAUCAGGAAAGGGGAAUUGGAGCUGGCUGAGUAAGCCGAAGCCUAAGUGGCAAAUGGGGAACAGCUGCCGACCUCCUCAGCCAGGGGCUACAUAAAGGCUGUCAGGAAGGAAGCCGGGGGGAGCAAAUGGAAGAGCCUGGAAGUCAGAGGCAAUGGCUACAAGCCUGAUGCUGUCUGUAGCUACAAGGUGGUGGGAACUUGUGUUGUAAAUAAAGAGCGUGGGUGAU